This is a messenger RNA of Dentiscutata erythropus, 365 nucleotides long. Lineage: Eukaryota; Fungi; Glomeromycota; Glomeromycetes; Diversisporales; Gigasporaceae. The record is from the annotation of a GenBank genome assembly.
AAACAUGUCCAUUUAAAUAUUUUGUUUAUCAAUAUGAAAGAAAUUAUAAUGCUAAAGACCAGAAUCGGGAUUGCCAUAUUCAAGAAUUUUUUCAUUUAAAAAAUCAAAUGCGAAUUGAUAAUUAUAAGUUAGCUAAUGGUGAUCAAAAAGAAAAGAAAUCUGGAAUUAAAGAAAAGUUGCAGAUUAGUAAGAUUCAUUUUGAUUUAGUUGCUAGUGAUAAAGAUUCGAUUAUUUAUUUUAAUAAUAAUAAAUCAGAAAAAAAUCGAUAUAAAGAUCGUAUAUUACAAGAUGAACAAAUUUUACAAGAUGCGCGAGAAUGUAUAGAAGAUAUUAUUGAAGAAAAUUUAUCUGGUGAUGAGGCUGUU